AUGGGUCAUGUUCCAACAACUGCUAGAAAUCCUUACGAGUACUUAAAAAAGUACAGCGGAAUUAAACAAGAAUACAAAGACACAAAACAAGCUCGCUGUGAAUGCAAAGAACAGCAAAGGACUAAGACUAAAUCACAAACAACAAUGGAUCAGGAAGGAAUGAUUUUAAGAGACACUUCUAAGAGGAAUUUCAUCAGGGAAAAUGCUCUUAAUGUAAUAAGGCGUCCUGCGUCAACCCCUAAUCCUAGGCUUGUGGACGAUAGAAAAGGAAAUUCAAUUGAUUUGGAACACUCAGGACUUGUUCCGAAGUACUUGCAAAAAGAGGAUUAUGGAGAAGUACCGAAGUAUCUUCGCCGGGAUCCGAGAUAG
Uloborus diversus is the source of this 369-nucleotide messenger RNA. Its product is annotated as enkurin-like. Gene Ontology annotation, cellular component: acrosomal vesicle. The transcript has 3 exons. Bases 1 to 369 code for a protein of 122 amino acids. Gene Ontology annotation, molecular function: calmodulin binding. Lineage: Eukaryota; Metazoa; Arthropoda; Arachnida; Araneae; Uloboridae. The record is from RefSeq and is a predicted model, not a curated record.